This is a messenger RNA of Anopheles funestus (African malaria mosquito), 3739 nucleotides long. RefSeq names its product homer protein homolog 2 (gene homer). The coding region runs from base 140 to 1291 and encodes 383 amino acids. Gene Ontology annotation, biological process: G protein-coupled glutamate receptor signaling pathway; regulation of store-operated calcium entry. Gene Ontology annotation, cellular component: plasma membrane; dendrite; cytoplasm. The transcript is spliced from 8 exons. Gene Ontology annotation, molecular function: G protein-coupled glutamate receptor binding. The record is from RefSeq and is a predicted model, not a curated record. NCBI's taxonomy places the organism in Eukaryota, Metazoa, Arthropoda, Insecta, Diptera, Culicidae.
GCUCAAUUUGGAUGUGUAGAAGCGAAAAAAAUUGUUGGUGGCCCGUGCUACAAUUCGAUAUCGACAAAUUUACCUUCGGGGUGGUGUUUUAGAUCAACUCUCUUAAUGUUAAAACUGUUAUAGGAAGUUGUCGCGUAAAAUGGGGGAGCAACCAAUUUUCACUUGCAACGCUCAUGUGUUCCACAUAGAUCCCAAAACCAAACGCACUUGGAUAACCGCAAGUUCGAAGGCCAUCGCCGUUAGUUUCUUCUAUGAUUCCUCUCGUAAUCUCUACAGAAUUAUCAGUGUGGAAGGGAGUAAGGCUGUUAUCAAUUCAACUAUUACUCCGAAUAUGACCUUUACCCAAACGUCCCAAAAGUUUGGACAAUGGAGUGAUGUUCGUGCCAAUACAGUUUACGGGCUUGGGUUUGCAUCAGAAGCCGAGCUUGGUAAGUUCAUAGUAAAGUUUCAGGAAGUGAAGGAGGCCACGAAGGAUGCCCUCAACAAGGCAUCGGCAAACGGUAACUCGGCUGCAGCAUCUGCAAACGCAUCGCCUAUAACGGCCCGUGCAUCGGCCAAUAGUGGCGAUAUCUUUGAAUCCGGAAACUUGGAACCACCACUGGCACCGGCAAGCAGCAUUUCAACGAGUUGUAAAACGGACAGUCCAUCGCAUAACAAUAUCACUGAGACGAAUGCUAACAAUCUGAAUAAUGAACUGAAGCAAUUGUCAAUUAACAAUGCAACAUCGAACGAUGGCACAGUAACUUCGACAUCGGAGCAACAACUAAAAUACGAGAACGAAAGAUUGAAGCUUGCCCUAGCACAAAGUUCUGCUAACGCAAAAAAGUGGGAGAUCGAAUUGGCAACAUUGAAAAGUAAUAAUCUUCGAUUAACGAGCGCUUUGCAGGAAUCCACAGCGAACGUCGAUGAGUGGAAACGGCAGCUACACUCGUACAAGGAAGAAAAUCAAAGAUUAAAAUUACGCUACCAAGAUUUGGAGGCGGGUAAAGGUGGUGUUGUACCGACGGCAGGUGGUGCCAAUGCUGCCGGUUUAGCUUCAAAUGAGCUAACAGAAGAACUACGGCGCGAGAUUGUAUCGCUAAAAUCCAGGAUUGAGGGACUAGAGGCAGAACUAAUGAAUCAGGAGAUGGAACUGAAGGCAGCAAACAAGACGCUCAAAGAUAAGCAAAACGAUCCUACCCUUAAACAGAUGACAAAUCUGUGCAGUCAGUUCAAUGCACAAAUAACUGAACUUAGCGGUAUUCACAAGGAGAUGGAAAAGCUGAUUCAGGCGCAGCACAAAUCUACUUGAGAUAUGAAUGUGCCAAAAGCAACAUCGGUGGCCAUUAGUAGUUCAACCGUAGAAUCUCAAUCCUCGACAACGCUCGAAGGCGGUCGUAAUGCGAGCAUGAAGUUUGCAUCUCUUCCAGGUAAAGGUGUAGCUACAACUAAUAGUAUUUCCAACUACCGUACCGAUAAAAAGAUACCACCAAUAGGAAAGUUAGAGUAUGUCGCUGACAAGCAGCAAGAAGCAACCAGCACCCUUCCUAUAGCAAAUAUGGCAGCAAAAGAAUCAGUAUCAUCGGACAAACAGUCCCAAAUUAUCCCGGCGUUGACUGGUGGAACCAGAGCAGGGUCCACUAUUGUUUUAAUCAGCACAAAAAUAAGCAACCCGUCUACUACCGCGAAAAUGGGUUCAGGAACAGCGGGGGCAAUGAUAAAAACGACAGGAACGUUGUACAACAUUCCUUCCACAUCCCCUGCCGAUCACAGCGACACACGAAGGCUGUCGGCGAUUUGUCAAGAAACGGCCAAAGUUACUGGUGAAGAGAUUAACGGGCAGUCCGAGACUCAAUCCACCAGUAAAACCGCAACCAUACUGGUUUCGAAGCACAAGACCAAGACCGGACUACCUUUGCUAUUGAAAAAAUCAAAAAAGUAACAAAAUGAUUCUCGAAUACCGGCAAGAUUAGCGUUUUGUGCCUAAUCUUGCAAAACUGAUAGUUUGCCGGAUAAUUUAAAAUGCACAUCACUUAUGCUUUUUUUAUUUUAAAUUUCGGUAACAGUUCAAAUGUUGCCCUAUAGCAAAAUGCAGUUUUAAUUGAUUAGGUUUAUUUUGAAAGCGAUUUUUAUUAUUUUUACAAAUUAUGAACGCAAGUAUUGCUAUGAAGCAGUUUGAUUAAACGAUGCACUCAGCGCAGAUUUGAUGCAAUACGUUAUUCGUCGCAUAAACGCUACAGACGAUGUUUGGGACUGUGCAAAUUUCGCUGUAGAAACUUAUCGCUAAUUAUCUCAAAAAUGGAAACGUAUCCUACAAAUGUGGUUAGGAAGGAAAGUAGAACGCUCAUCCCAAGUGCAAAUUUUAAAGUAUUUUAAUUUUAACAAACAUGGUUUUAAGCGAUACAUUAAGCAAAGCAUUUUAUUUUGCCACUAUUUUACAUACCGCACAAAACGUAAAGAAUAGCACAACAGUUUUUUUACGACCAUCACUACAUUCCACAAAAGCCAUGAUAAUUGCCAAUACUUUACAAAUAUUUUAUGGAGCAUUCCAAAACAUUCUGCACGCAGACUUUUUACACGUAAAUCUCAAACGACAAAACUGAUCUGACAAGCUUAAUUUCCAUUUACUGCCUUAAUAUAUGUGGAUCAAUAUAAAAAAUCAUGUAGUACCGUUAAAAAAACACCAAAGAUGUUUAUGUUAAGUCUUUUUUUUUAAUGAAAAACCACAUUAUCCCACUGUUGGUUACGUUGGCAAUCCGGAUCAAAGUUUGCCGAAUGCUUACAUCAAAUUAAUGAUUUUAGUUAGUAGUUUUUUUUAUUGUUUCAUUUAUGCAUGCAACAUCCACAGACCACGUAACGCUACUGACAAAUCCUCCUCGUAAAUCGCCAAUACGUUUUAAAACCCCGAGGGAAAAGGUAUAUAAUAGCGAAAUGAUGAUCAAAAUGUAGAUGAUAGUGAUACUAAAGAAAAGUAUAGCAAAAGAAAUACUGAGAACGUGUGGGGGAGACGAAGCAAGAAAGUGCUAUAUGAAAAAAAUCGUUAAGCAAGGAACAGUAUUUGAACAUAGAAUUUAAUAGUACAGAGCGAUCGAACGCGAUUGAAGAGGUACAAGAGUAGGAAAAAGCUAUAGCAGUUGUUAAAAUCAUACACUCCACUCUUGCGUACGUAAAUCUAAUAGAAGUUCUGCCUAUUACUGUGGUACAAUUUAUCCAUUUAUUACUAACUAAUCUUAUGAUGAUACACGGAUCUGAUAAGCCCGGUAUUGCUUAGAAGCUUGCCACUCCACAAAGCUACAAAGCUCAUACCAAACCAGCACGUUUGGCGUAUGGGAUGUUGUAUUUUAGUGGAUCUGCAUAUUACAAUGAAAGAAUGAAGAAUCCCUGUGUAACUCUAUCAGCAUAUAAUACAUUUGGAGAACAUACGCAUGGCAGCGCAGCUCAACUGCGAUGGAAAUCUAUUGUUCAGUUACGAUGCUUUCUUUCCGAACGGUAUUUAUCCUAACAUUUGGACAGGAUCCUAGUAUGUAUCGGCCUCUUUAGAAUUUCAUGCGAAAGGUCAUGUCUUCUUUGGGAAAAAAGUAUUGCUGCUAAUUAGAUGUUUGCAAUGUCUAGAUCAUACAGUCAGUUCGACAAGCAUGGAAAGUUGAGUGUUGAUCAAAUGGUUCCAUUUAUACGGUAUUACUUAGUGGAAUGUGAAUCUGAAUGGAAAGGAUUUCUUGAGCAUAUUAGCAAAACAAAAAAAAGAAGAAAAAAAGCACAA